This is a messenger RNA of Aspergillus niger, 699 nucleotides long. RefSeq lists its product as hypothetical. The record is from RefSeq and is a predicted model, not a curated record. The transcript has a single exon. NCBI's taxonomy places the organism in Eukaryota, Fungi, Ascomycota, Eurotiomycetes, Eurotiales, Aspergillaceae. Bases 1 to 699 code for a protein of 232 amino acids.
AUGUCUCAAGCAUCAACAAUAGUAUCUGAAAUGACCACCCAUUCAAACUCCCCCUUCCACCUCCGCCCCGCCAAACCCACUCCCACCGACCACGCCUUCAUCCUGUCUGCCUUCGACUCUUCCCUCCCCCUCCUGGCCUCCAUCGGCAGCCACGAACAAUGGGGCUCAACUCCCUUCUCCCAACGAGGAGACUUUCCCCAAGAAACCCUAAAAGAACUCGACCAAUCCGAAGAAUAUCGCCUAACUGGCAAGAGCAACAUGGACGGUCUACGCAUCUUCAUCGUUGAAAGAGAAUACCACCACGAUAAUGAGGAUCAUACAGGGUCUCUUUCAUCCCACCUGCGAGUUACGUCCGACGGUCAAUGCUUCCUUCCAGUAGGGUUUGCCUAUGUUCGCGAGAAUUGGGUUCCUAAAUAUGUGAAAUCACAACAUCACCUUCCGAUGCCAAUCAUCCAUAGUAGUACUGAAAUUGGUGGGUUUCUCUAUCUUGAGGUUAUGAUUACGGAUAGUCGCGUGGGUCGGCUCUGUCGCGGGGCCGGAGCGGCGCUUAUCAGGGGCAUGAGGGAGUAUGCGCAAGGAAGAGGGAUGAAGGCCCAAUGGGUGGAUGGAUGGGCGGGAAAUGAGAGAAAAUUGAUCAGGUUUGUUCUAUUCUUAUCAUCUCUUCUUCUUUUUUUUAAGAGAUUAAGUUGUUGGUGUUAA